UUCUCGCGUUCGCUGCCUCAGUCUUUCGUUCGUGCUUAACCCUAGAAAGCUUAACCCUUGCAAAAUGAAAUACGUCGUGCUUGCCAUCGCUCUGUUCGCGAUUUCUGCCGCCUCGGCUUCUUCCGCUGGUCAGUUCUUGCCCCGUGCCUUCUUCACCUUGGACUCUGAGGGUCAUCAGUCGGAUGUUCAUCCGGUGAAUGCCCAUCUGCUGAGGCGUCUGCGUCGCCAGGUGACUGGCUCAUCCUCCUCCUCUUCCUCCUCCUCCUCCUCAUCUGAUGGCGGCAGUUAUACCUUCGUGUCGCACUCCGUUCAAAAUGCCGAUGGUUCGGGACAGGCUGGCUCCUCCUACACCCAACAUGCUGUCCCAGCGGGUGGCGUGAGCUUUGAAAGCCGCUUCGGUGAGGACUCGUCCACGGGCAACAAUGGAGCCUACAAUACCGGGGCCUACAAUACCGGAGCCUAUAACCCUUCCUACAGCUCCGCCUCCAACAUUAAUACCAAUGCCGGAUAUGGAACCCUCAGUAGCUCCCAGCAGAGCUACGGAUCUGGCGUCGUGCCCUCCACUCAAAUCCAUCAGACCAUAACGACCUUCGAUUCUGCGGGUAACCAAAAGGUGACCACCAUCCAUGGUGCCACCGAUAAGACCGGUGUCCUGAAUGUGCAGAAGGAUGUGACCAACUACAGCGGCUAAUAAAUGGAUUCAUAUCCAUUUAGCUUAGAUAAUUCGAGUGUGUAUGAGGUGUAACUUUGAGUAAAAUAAAAUAAAGUAAAUUAAAGUAA
Messenger RNA from Drosophila serrata, 780 nucleotides. RefSeq names its product hase und igel (gene hui). The record is from RefSeq and is a predicted model, not a curated record. Lineage: Eukaryota; Metazoa; Arthropoda; Insecta; Diptera; Drosophilidae.